Acanthisitta chloris (rifleman) is the source of this 1302-nucleotide messenger RNA. It is a transcript of the gene FBXL3, whose product is annotated as F-box and leucine-rich repeat protein 3. Bases 1 to 1302 code for a protein of 433 amino acids. The transcript is spliced from 4 exons. NCBI's taxonomy places the organism in Eukaryota, Metazoa, Chordata, Aves, Passeriformes, Acanthisittidae. Gene Ontology annotation, cellular component: cytosol; SCF ubiquitin ligase complex; nucleus. Gene Ontology annotation, molecular function: protein binding. The record is from RefSeq and is a predicted model, not a curated record. Gene Ontology annotation, biological process: SCF-dependent proteasomal ubiquitin-dependent protein catabolic process; G2/M transition of mitotic cell cycle; entrainment of circadian clock by photoperiod.
AUGAAACGAGGAAGAAAAACUAAUGAGGCCAACAGCAGUUCAUCUGAAGAGACAUCUGAGAAGGAAUCCAAGAGACACAAGGUUCUAGAGAAGAAAACCAUAGCUGCGCAGAGUCCUGACUGGGCAAACCUCCUUCCAGACAUUAUCCUGCAGGUGUUCCAGUACUUGCCCCUUCUGGAUCGUGCUCAUGCGUCGCAGGUCUGCCGAAGCUGGAACCAGGUGUUCCAUAUGCCUGAUCUUUGGAGGUGCUUUGAGUUUGAACUGAAUCAACCAGCCACAUCUAACUUGAGGACUACACAUCCUGAACUAAUCAAGCAGAUAAUAAAGAGACAUUCCAAUCACCUGCAGUAUGUAAGCUUCAAGGUGGACAGUAGCAAGGAAUCUGCAGAAGCAGCUUGUGAUAUUUUAUCACAGCUUGUGAAUUGCUCUCUGAAAACACUUGGGCUAAUUUCAACUGCCCGGCCAAGCUUCAUGGAUUUACCAAAGUCUCAUUUUAUUUCUGCACUGACAGUGGUGUUUGUAAACUCCAAAUCCCUCUCUUCCCUUAAAAUUGAUGAUACACCAGUAGAUGAUCCAUCCCUCAAAGUGCUAGUGGCUAACAACAGUGAUACACUCAAACUGUUGAAAAUGAGCAGUUGUCCUCAUGUUUCUCCAGCUGGUAUCCUGUGUGUGGCUGACCAGUGCCAUGGCUUACGUGAGCUGGCGCUGAACUACCACCUGCUGAGCGACGAGCUGCUGCUCGCGUUGUCGUCUGAGAAGCACGUCAGGCUAGAACACUUGCGCAUUGACGUUGUCAGUGAAAAUCCUGGACAGACUCAGUUCCAUACGAUCCAGAAGAGCAGCUGGGACGCUUUCAUCAAGCAUUCUCCUAAAGUCAAUUUAGUGAUGUACUUUUUCCUGUACGAGGAGGAGUUUGACCCGUUCUUUCGUUAUGAAAUACCUGUCACUCACCUUUACUUUGGCAGAUCGGUAAGCAAAGACGUCCUGGGCCGCGUCGGGAUGACGUGCCCGCGGCUGGUGGAGCUGGUGGUGUGUGCCAACGGGCUGCGGCCGCUGGAUGAGGAGCUGAUCUGCAUCGCCGAGCGCUGCAAGUAUCUGUCGGCCGUCGGCCUAGGGGAGUGUGAAGUCUCUUGCAGUGCCUUUGUGGAGUUUGUGAAGAUGUGUGGUGGUCGUCUCUCUCAGCUCUCUAUUAUGGAGGAAGUUUUGGUUCCUGAUCAGAAAUACAGCUUAGAGCAGAUUCACUGGGAAGUUUCAAAGCAUCUGGGUCGAGUCUGGUUCCCAGACAUGAUGCCCACAUGGUAA